Messenger RNA from Oncorhynchus kisutch (coho salmon), 1161 nucleotides. RefSeq names its product protein C9orf135. Gene Ontology annotation, cellular component: plasma membrane. The record is from RefSeq and is a predicted model, not a curated record. The coding region runs from base 355 to 969 and encodes 204 amino acids. NCBI's taxonomy places the organism in Eukaryota, Metazoa, Chordata, Actinopteri, Salmoniformes, Salmonidae. The transcript is spliced from 6 exons.
CAUGUGUAAAACAGGUUUCACCAUGGUAACAUUGUUGCAACAUUUGUGAAAAAAAUUGAAACGCCACUCCGCCUACAAUGUUUUUACAGUCCACAGUAAUUAAUUAAUUAAUUAGUUAAUUUCAUACAAUUUGCGGGACUAUGCUACACUCUUCCAUCGAUCGAAUGUUUUACUGCUGUGGAAUGUUACUCACGUUCUAAUCUAACUGUCCCGUUCUAUGACGUCACAGUAAUUGGAAUGGAAUUUGGAAGCCUCUUAAUUUUGUUCGCUGAGAAUCCUGAGUGCAAAAGGCUUCAUUCAGUUCAGUGGAAGUUUUAUUGGUGAAUCACGGUUCAGUCUUCAAACUCAGUCACCAUGUCUGAUACCAAGAUGUAUUACAGCAGACCAACUCUUAUUUCCAAUUGGCAUAAAAACAGAGAGGCAGAACCCAAAGACUAUGACUUCACUCUGUGUCCAGAUGGAAAGAAGAAACUCAGUAAAUCUACCUACAAACACUUUGGAACCUACAUGGAUGCUGAUUGGAGCACAAGCACAGAAACACAAAUGUCACAGUAUCUACUGAAGAGAGAUUAUGAGCCCAAGAAGAUGCUCAAGUCUAUGGUAGAGGCUGACCACUUCCAGUCUGCAGACUUUGACAAACGUACCGUCAGAGACACAGCAGGACAUGUGACUGGUGUGACCAAUAGCAUCCUGCCACAUCAUCGCCCCGGGCAUGACAAGAUGAAGUUGGACUCCACAUAUGCAGUGGAUUACCUGCCCCCAUGGGACUCCAGCAAAGAGACGAGGACCAUGAAGAGCCGAGCAGCAGACAGCAUUCCUGACUACAGGAAGCCCAAGUCCCAGUUCACAGACACCGCCGACUACCGUCGCGGGGGCAGGAACACCUGGCAGGAUGAGAGCGGGGUCUAUGGUACACUGGGGGCCACAUCCAGGGCCCAGGCUCAGCCAUCCAACCCUAUCUGCCCCUAGAACCCUCACCCUCCCUGGGGAACCACCACAGCAUGGCCUCCUUAACCUGGUUCUCACUGACCAAGACUAUUCUUCUCACUACAGACUUUACUGUAGCAACUUUUUACCUCGGUAUUUCUCUUUCUUUCAUCUCGAGCUAUUGCUGUUUUGUCAUUGUUAUAUGAAUAAAGCAAGUAUUGCAUGUCCAACGUU